Molecule: messenger RNA, 8956 nt
Organism: Pangasianodon hypophthalmus (striped catfish)
Lineage: Eukaryota; Metazoa; Chordata; Actinopteri; Siluriformes; Pangasiidae
Product: protein phosphatase 1 regulatory subunit 3E
Exons: 1
Coding region: 22-969 (315 amino acids)
Biological process (GO): regulation of glycogen biosynthetic process
Cellular component (GO): protein phosphatase type 1 complex
Molecular function (GO): protein phosphatase 1 binding; glycogen binding
Source: RefSeq, a predicted model, not a curated record
CAUCAGGACUGAAUUCUUUUUAUGGAAACCGAAGCGACCGGGGAAGUCGCGGUCAUGCUGCCUCCGAAAAGCUGCCUCCCGAGGAACUACAGCUGCAUCGCAGGCUUGUUUGGGAGUCUGACCGCAAACCAGAAGAUGGACGACGGCGACAAAACGGAAGGCGAAGAGGAGGAAGAUGAGGAGAAGAAGGCCGUGAGCGGCGAGUGCGAGCCGUUAGAGAUGCGCGUCGUGGACGAGAGGCCGAGGGGCCGUGAAUCCCUCCCGAAGCCGCCGCCGAGUCCCGGCCAGCGCCGCCGGUGCAAAUCCUUACCGAGCUCCGCGGAGAGAGCCAAACUGGAAGUGGCGCGGAUCUGCAGCCCGUCCAGCCAGAAGAAAGUGCGCUUCGCCGACUCACUGGGUCUGGAGCUCAUCACCGUGCGGCACUUCGACGACACCGACGUGCCGGAAACACCCGACCGUGUCAUGGACAAGUUCAAAAAGGCGAGAGCGCUCCACCUGAACAACUUCGAGCACUCGAACGGGUACACGCAGUCCACCUUCGUGGAGACGCUGUUCACCAGUCCGGGCGCGCAACCCGACUUCCAGGAGCGGCUCCAGAGCGCCAAGGUGCUGCUGGAGUCCGUGGAGACGGACGAGUUCAGCAUCUCGGGGGUCGUGCGCGUCCUGAACCUGGCGUUUGAGAAGUGCGUGACUCUGAGGUACACGCUCAACAACUGGCUAACCUUCAUGGACGUGCCGGCCUCCUACGUGCUGCAGUCGAGCGACGGCAUCACCGACAAGUUCCACUUCAAGAUCGUCACGCCGGCGUUCUUCGACGGCAGCAGCAGCCUCCAGUUCGCCGUCCGCUACUGCGUCGGGACCGACGAGUUCUGGGACAACAACGACGGCAAGAACUACAGAGUGCGACGCCACAGGUUCAAAAUCUCACCUCCGCGCGAAUGGGAUAACGGCUGGAUCCACUUCAUCUAGAGCCACUGUCUGUGAUUAUGAUUAUAUGACCAUUAAGGCCUGCAUUGUAUCUGUGGAGCCUACACUGAAUCUCACAUGGCUCCACAUGUAGUGCACUGUACAGUGCGCGUAAUUGAUGUAUUCUCAUUAGGGAUGCACUUUUUCUUUUCCAUAUCAAAGCUCGGAGUAUCCUCUGAGACUGAUCUGAUUAAAUCAGCCCACAGUCUUGCACCAACUUGGGCUGAAUCCUGAACGGCUCAUACUGGUCAUAUAGGACACUAGAUAGAGUGGAGGAGUCGUAGGUUUAUAAUGCACCUACUGUUGAGUGCAAAAGUUUGCAUCCCCUAUUGGUUUCUUAUCUAGAAAUCCCAUGUUGGUAUAAUGAUUUUUUUUUUUCUUACUGAAACAUUAUCGAGACUGAGCCUAAAGCCGGCUGUUCACUGUGCGUCGUUUAAGAUUAUUACUUAAUCAUGAUUACUCAGUAAAAUCCUGGCAGAAAUCUGUAACAAACUGUGCAUGUCAGAUUAUACAAUCAAUCCUCUAACGUAGACCUGUGAUUAAAGAAAAUUACGUUUUCUGCAUUCUGCCCACGUCAUCAGUAAGCACAAUCCGGGCUCAUGCAGUGACUUUGAGAUGAUAAAGAUAUUAUUUCUGUCUGUUUGCAGGUUUAGUUUAUGUUCUGCCAUCACCACUGGCGUAUCUGUAGCUGUCCCAGGAGUUUGCAUCAUCCAGUGCCGUCCUCCUAUUGGUGGCUUUUAGAUGAGUGCCAUAGCAGCACUCACACUGUUUGUUGUUGGUUAAAGUGUCCAACACAAUUUUACAUCUUAUUUAAGGCAGAAAAUGUUAAAAUAGUCUUCAACUCCUAAGAGGUUACUAACUCAACUCCUAAGUAGUCACGUUAUGAGUCAGUGGGAGUGAAUAAAAACAGCAGAAGGCCAGAGAGGUCAGUAAAAUAAUCCAAACUAAACAGUGGGAGAUUUGGAAAAAGUCUUAGAAGCAAAUGCAAGUCCACAAAUAUAUAUAUAACUCUCCUAACCUACACUUCUCGGCUUAUAUGGGUACUGUAAAAACAUAAAAUCCUGACAUGCGUUAAAUGCCUUAUUGUUUUCCUCAUCCUCAAGCAGGGGAAUGCAAACUUUUGCACACAAGUGUAUAUAAAGUCUAAACUCAGCCAAGGUAUCUGACGUAUCUAAUAGCCUGCUAUUCUAUUUUACAGAGUGACUUCUGUGCUGAGUGACUUCCUGUUUUAGAUGAAAUGCACUGCUGUUGUGAAAGGUGAUGUGGCUUUGAGGCCUUGUGACAUGUUUUCGUCCGCGUACGUUGUGUGUACAGUCGUUCUCUUCCAUGAUACACAGCUAGAAAAGUGUGCAGAGCCUCAGUCCAUUUUACGCAUGGUGGGCAGAAUAUAUGUCAAUGCUUAUAAUAUAGCUAUGUAUACUCAUGCGCUGAUGACACAGUCAUUUAGAAAGGGCUAGGAAGAUAAAUCUGAGAAGAACACGACAGCUGGAGAGUCGCUCUAAUAAACCUGAUGAGAUGUUUAGUAAGAAUGAGUCAAGGGAGCAAGUGGAUGUCUUUUAGUGAAGCUCCAUACAUGAGGGAAGAACUGUCUUUGAGAUUACAUCACAAGACCUUUAACAUCAAUCGACUAUCUCCGGACUGAUUACUAGACUCUCAGAAUAACUGGAAAAGUUUAUCUCCUACACUCAACAACCUGUCCUGAAGUUUCCAUCUCAUCACAAGGCGAGGUAAGGGAUGGUUCCAGGGGAAAAUCGAAUUUGCAUAGAUUUUCCAUUCACUGUAAAUGCACUUGAUCAGCCAAGACACAUUUGCUUUCCUUGUUUUUGUUCCUUUACCGUUUCCACAUAAGAGCCAUGAGGCUAAAAGCAAGAGGAAGCUCAAUCAAGAAGCACCAAGCAAAAUCAUGCUGAACUCAUCACACACUCGCCAGCCUGGUCCAAUCACUGACCUCAGAUAACCUUGUGCAGGUUUUAGCAUAAAUGAUUACAUGUCUAUUGCAUAACUGUAGCCAGCUGAACAUAAAAUGAAUGAUUUUAAUUUUAUAUACAUUGCAAAAACAAACUUGUUCAGAUACUGAACACUAGAAAUAGCAUUAUGAAUGUAAGACUGAGAUUAUUUGACCCAAUUUUGUCAAGUAGGUUAAUUGUGUAAUGACUUCAGCAUUAGAUUUGCUUAGGGGCCAUAAACACCGACUUCCUGCAUAAGAUUGUGUAAAUUCGAUUUUAAAUGUUUAAUUUAAUUUAAUUUGUAUAAUUUCCGUCGCAUUAAACCAGAACACAAAGUGCCGCAUUCCCGAUGCAGUUAUCAUGCAGCUGUUAUGGCUAUAUACAACAGAGUGCAAAAGUUUGCACCCCCUUGGAGAGAAGGGGAAAAAGAACCUCAUGAUACGGUAACUUCAACACAACUAGAAGUUAAAACAAGUCCGAAACAAGUUUCAAAGACAAACCAACAAAAAACAGAUUGAAAAGAACUCAAAGAAAGAAGUGAAAAAAGUUUUGUGAUGAAUGAGGAAAUGCGUCACAUCUGAUAGAGUGACAUCAUGAGCCCUGUUUGGACGGGAUUAGUUUCACUGUGCGAUGUCUGUCAUACAUUUUUUUCACACGUCACAUCUGAGAUAACAUUUUUAAAAUGAAAUAGUGUGGGAGGGAUCAGAUGUAUUUAUUUAUUUAUUUAUUUAUUUGAGCAUCUAACCUUGGACGUUUAAGGAAUUUACAGUGAUGCACAGGCUCGUUCAUUUAUUUAUGGAAAUCUGAAUAUUGCAUGAUAUUGUGGUAUGUGUGAAUAUAAAGUGGUUUAUGACUGUACCUAAUAUUAUACCAGCCUCUUCAAUCAGCCUUCAGGAUCACGCUCUUCUGAUUGAUUUUGUUUUCUUGCCCCGGCUAAUGGACUCUCGAUGUAGGCAGCAUGGAGAUGGAGUUGUACGACCCAAAGCAACAAAGUCGUUGAGAGACAACUAAAAGCACUCAUGUUUUCAUGAUUGAGGAAGUAGACACGUCCGCUAGGUGACUAAAUGUGGCAAGUAGCAGCAGUCAAAAAAAGCCACGAAGAUAUCUAUCUGGACAGGACAAAAUUUAUCAGACCAUGUCAGAGUUGGUUAACAAAAAAAAAACAAAAAAAGUCAGUAAUUUUGUUUGUAAUUUUCUCAAACACUGACAAGGAAGUAAACUCGCAGAGGUUAUAGAAUUACUCCAGAUUUGCAUUGUAAAUUUAAUCCCGUCCAAAUAGGGCUAGAGAUGACAGGAAACCUGACAGUGUUAAAGUAAUUUCUUCACCUUUUCCAUUUUGUUGUAUUUUGUGCAAACUUUUGCACUCAACUGUAACCAUUAUGUAGAAGUAUUUAAGAAAAAAUAUUUAUAAUCAGUUAGGAUGGAUACAUCAUCCUUUAACCUGAGAGAAAUUUGUUCAGUAUCCAUAAAAUCAGGAUAUUCUGAAGAAACAGCAAUGCCUUGUCUAGAGAUGCUUUCUUCACGUGACAGGUUUACUCACGUGUUCAAACUGAACUCAUUCCGAGCCUUCUCUGCUUCACUUAACACCUGGAUUUCAUACCAAACACAUUUAUACUGUGAGAACUUUUCAACCGUUCAGAACAGCUGGAGUGCCUAUUCUUUCAGGUUCAAUGUAAAGAAAAAAAAGCAGAUUUUAUUUUUAUGCAGUAGAACCAAAUCUAGAUGUAUUUAUUGAGUUAAAAUAUAUCAUUCCUGUCCUGGGUGUGUUUGCUUGCAAAGUGUCGCAGUUUCAUUUUUGUAAAUAUUGUUGUAUUGUGUCAAGUCGUUGAUGUUAAAACUGUAGGAGAUGUAGCAUUUGUGCAGAUUUGGCUUUAAUCUGGUCGUGCUUCGUUCACAUUAUUUAGAAGCCUGCUUUUUUUUUCAACUUAACAAAGACUAAAUUUACGUAGUCUACUUCGUAUACUUGUUUUCAUGAGAACAGAAAGAGAUUAGAUUCACAUGAGAUUAGAUUAGAUCUGAUUACGAUGUGAGUAUUACCCGAUCGCAGAAGCUUGACGAUGACCUUUUUUCUGUUUUGUGAAGAUCAGACUAAAUCAAGAAGCUUUCACCUGUCAGAACCGUCACUGCACCUCUCAGAGGUCAUGUACACCGUGUACACACUUUAAAAUCAAUUUCUACAAAUUUCUCAGUCUAGCAUGUUAGUGAAAAAAGAUUCACCUGUAGCUGAACAGUAACCUGAAGAUUAUCUUUGCACAAAGUUUAGUACCUGAUUGUGAAAUUGGAUACCAGGCACUUGCAGGAUGUUUUUCUUUUCCAUUAUUUAAUAAUGCAUGAAAUUUCCCAGAGCUAAAGCACACUGCUACUGAUAGAGAAACACAAAAGGAACGAGGGGGAAGUAGAUUCAAGGUACGAUAACAACGUGGACUCACAAAAAUUCGUAGCAAGUUGCAUGACUCGAUUCGUAUCAAACUUAAGAAGCUUAAUGUUACAGUUAGGGGCUCUGUUAGCUUCCGAACUUUUUCUUAAGGCUUGAUUUGUAUGAAAUCAAAUGAAAUCCAGCCAUCACCCUUAUAAAAUGAUUUUGUGCCAAUGGGAAUUGAAUUCUGUUUGAAGCUGUAUUAUUGUGUAAGACGAAACUAAAAAUUUAGUUACCAGAACAAUCUUAAGUACAAAAUUCAUUCACAUUUUCGAGACACGACACAUUUAAAAUUCAAUUCAACUCACUAAAGCUGAAAUUACUUAAGAUUUAGAAAUUUCAGUAACCACAGAUUUAUAAGCAGAUAUUCCAGCUAUAAAAUUGAAUUUGGAUGAUAAUUAAAAUUCACUUUGACUUUAUGUUAACUUCAAAAUGAAGCAUAAAAUUUUUUUUAAUAAAAAUAAAAAAUUCAUUGGCUGAAUAAGGGUUUUACAUGGAACCCUUUCUGAUAGAGAAACUCUGUCACAGGGUUCUACGCAGAAGGGUUCGAACAUUUCUUAGAGUUUAAUGGCACAAAAAUCAUUUCAUUUGCGUGCAUUUGUUUAAUUUUGUUUAAGACGACGUCGUCAGAUUUCCUCUGAAAUUGAAAUCUAAUUUGUGUCGUUGUUUAGGCUUGAAUACAUACUUGAAUACAAUUUAUUCAUUUUCUUGGUAGUUAUUUUGGAGUGUUUAUGUACACUGUGUGUUACCCAUAAUGCACUUUAAGAGUACGCGUAAUUCAGCUUUAAACCUGACACUCCAAUAUGGUACUUUUUUUUUUUAGAUAUUUUGGCUGUUUAGUUUUAAUUACUUACGCACCCAAUUGGUCAAGUUCAACAAAGCUCUGUCAUUUUUUUUAGCUUGUUUCGCUUUAAAAUUGAGAAAUGACUACAAGCAGCCAGUGGAUUUGCACGUGUAACAUUGAAAUAAUUGUGUAAUAAAAUAAUAAACCAUAGUUAGCGGUAUUAACUGCGUCCUGUAGCUAAACAUGUCCUAGUCAGUUUCCUCUAAUGUUAGCACUUAGGAUUUAUUUUAAAGCAGAGCUCCUCUCUCCAGCACUAUAGUAUAUAUUUAUACAGUGCAAUAUUUGUGGCACAUCCAUUAAUUGGCACUUUUUCAAACCCGAACUUUACCCGAAUGCCAUAUUUUCAGCAAUACACCCACACACACAGAAUUGCAAUAAACCCUCAGUGCUUAAAAUGUGAAAAACUGGUUUUAUUUUGUGAUGCUAUUUGCAGUAGUGAGAAUCGAAUGAAAUGCGUAGGUGAGGUUAAAGCCAUGACAUUGUGCUGGAAAUGUGAAAUGCAAGUUUAACCUUUUGAAACGUCGGGGUCGUGACGUACCGCAGGGUAUUCAGUGCUGGAUUUUGGUUUGUUAUGUUGUUAUUUGAGAGCUAUCGAUUGUAAUUGAUCUGAGAUGUGUGUAUUUGUCACAUAAAAUCCCUGCUUCUUUGUUGUUUUUUUCUGUUAUUUAUAAAGUUUAACUCCUGUGGUCCUGCUUUACAUUUUCCAUGCCACGAAGUGUGUCUUCCUGUUACUCCGAAUGAAUUAUUUUCAUAAAUACUCUAUAAAAUGGACAGAGACUUUACUGAGUAAUUAAAUAGUGUAUAUUUAUGGAACUCAGAGAGUUUAUAUGGGGUGAAAAAAUUAUUUAUUUCCUGAAAAAUACACUACCAGACAAAAGAUUGGACAUAUUAACUAUGAAUAUAUUUUUCAUUGUCUUAUGUCUUAUAUGAUAAAAGAUUACGGUUGAAAUUUGUUUCUAAGACAACUGUAAAUAGUGAAGACUAUAAAGUGUAUAAAAUCCUGUAAAGUUAUUUCUGUAUCAAAAUGUAUUUUUUAAAAGGAGAUUUUAUUUAAACCAAGGAGAAGUUCCUUCACGAUGCAGGUUGAGAAGACGCUGAGUGUGCAAAGCUUCAUCAGGAAUACUGUUAGGAAUUAAAAUAUAAAAGUUGUAGUUUCUUAACAUUUUAAUUUAGGGUUUGGUAGUAAAUUAUUUAUAAGCAAGUACUACAUAGUUUAUUAAUUAAAGAUUGCUUUAAAAUCUAUAGAUUUGUAAAUCUAUGAGGAAACAUUGGAGCAAUACAAUGGAGCAAUACAACUUUUCCUUUUCCCAUACCGAAUCUGAAUCCUCAAGUAUCAGCCGAUAUUAAUACUCAUUCAGGACUUUUUUUCUUUAAAAUCUACUAAACUUUAAAAUGAUUUUAAAACUGAAACACUUUAAAUAUACAGGAAAAAAUACAUAGCUAAAAACACGACUUGCGCAAAACCGCAGCGUUCUUGCAAAAAUCAUGUAAUAUGGUAAAAAUUAUAAGUAUAAAUAUAAUAAAAAUCAAUUCUAACAAAAAAAUACAAUCAAGUUUCUUAAUAUGCGAACAAUUACAGUUAAAGAAAAAAACUUUUCCCAAAUCCAGUUUGUUACAGGAUCUAAUUAAUUCACAUGAAAGUAAAAACAUCGCAGGAUCAAAUUAAAUCCUUUUUUCUCUCUGAUAUCUGAUCCACCGGUUUUUGCUGGUAUCGAGGUCAAAAAGGUCAUUUAUUAAAAAAUUAAGCUACAGUUUUACACUUAAUUAAAACUAUGCCUAAUUUAUUACUAAAUUAUGCUUUUAUUUUAUUAAUAAAAUGCACAAGAAAUGCACAAACCUUAAGUUAAAAUGUUAACAACUCGAUCGCUGCGUAAUCCCAUAUACAUUAUUUUAUAGCGUCUUCAUUAUUAUUCUAAAAGACAACAUUUUAAAAAAAAAUUAAAAAUGAAGUCCCAACUUUUGACUGGUAGCGUGUAUAUAUAUUUCCACUGUGGUUGACUGUGUAUUUUUUAUGUCGUUGUAUAACGUUGUGUAGAUUAAGAAUCUGGUUUAAGAUUAAAUUCAAGGCUUCAUUAACUACAAAUUUGACUCUCAGAUGAAUGUAAUAUUCAGGUUGCGUGCUAGAAAAAUGCAAGCUAAAGAAGAACAAAUAAUGUUAAGGGAUGUAUUUGUAUCCAGGCAUUGAAAAUGUAAAUGAUUAGCUUUUUUUUUUUACUCACAAUACACGACAAGCUCACGUUACACCAUGCUGCGUUUCCAACGACCUUUUUUUUUUCAAUCUGUAACAGCAAUGUAUGUCCUUUAUGAUUGUAAACAUCAUGUCUGCAACAAGUAAAAAAAAGUCACUAUGCUAUUAUGUAACAUUAGCAGUGCAGUGAUGUUUGGGAUUUUCGGACAGCCGUGCACAUUGCACAUAGAUUUAGUGAAACACCAUGUCACAUGACCUGCUGAGAGCCAAUGAUAUGUAGACUGUAUGUUAUGAUAGACAUAUGAUAAGCAGAUGAGACUACUUGUUCUUUUAAUGGCAGUAUAGAUGAAACAUAGCCAUAUGCCACUGAAAAGUGUUAGAAUAUUUUUUUUUAUUUCUGGAAGUUUAUUUAAAAUACAUAUAUAUAAAUAUAUAGUUUUAGGGCAAAAGCUUUAAAGCUCCAAGCGUCUUUAGAUUUGCUCUGUUCAUUGAUUUAGAUCUAUGCAAAUCCUGUCUUUCCAUUCUGUGUCAGUGUUCCAAGGUGUUGGUCAUUUUGUUUUAAAUGAAGCUAGUAAAAAUGAUGUAUUCUCACUGUU